AACAAUGAUGGGGCCGUGAUCAGAGUGCCUGCAAGUUCUGGUAGACCGUCAGGCGGCUACCUGUCCCCUUGCGGAUUGGAGAAUGUGUCAUUCUGCUCCGCUUCGACUGAGAGCAGCAACACGCAAAAGUCGGGAACCCAAUCUGGAACUCAAUCUGGAUACAGAUCCAAUUCGAAAAACGAAUGCUCGAAAACAGAGUCGAAGAUGCAAGCCAAAGAGGACGUGACUCCAGAAAAGCGUCGACGGCUGGAAGAAAAGCAAGAAUGCUGCGAUUGCGUGACGGCUGCGGAGGGACGCCAAGAGGCGGCCGCGUUGGCUGCUUGCUUGUGCGCUUGCGGCGUGUCGCCCCGUCCACGCAACUGCUCUAGGUCCUCCAACACGGAGACAAUGGCUGACUCGCAGGUCACGAAGAAUGCUGCGACAACGGUAUGUGCAUUUCUGUUCCCAAGAUCAAGAAAAGGCUACUGUUGUUUACGCGGCUGAUCGUCAA
This is a messenger RNA of Notodromas monacha, 490 nucleotides long. The record is from the annotation of a GenBank genome assembly. Lineage: Eukaryota; Metazoa; Arthropoda; Ostracoda; Podocopida; Cyprididae.